GAUCCGUUUUCGAUCGUGAGUCCCAUUCAAUAAACAGCCUCCUGCAAUACCUCUUAAGGUUCCUUGCAGUUCCCACAGCCAAUGGAUAUACGAAAAUGAUAGUUUCUUAAGUGAAGUUUGUGUGCAGCGGUCAUUGGAAGUACCUGUUCAAGUACAUAAAUAACCAGAUUUUCGACUUUUCGUUCAUCUGAAAUUGCUAGACCCAAAGAUGGCUGAAGUUCCAGCUCCCCUAGUUAAUAUCAACGAGAGCCUUCUUGAAUUUGUGAGCUAAGAGAAUGUUCAUUAUGAUCUGAAACCAACGAGAUACUGGAUUUUAUUUUACCACGUAUCCACCGCGCACCACUUAUGGGAGUACAAUACGAUCGCUCCUUUCCAAUGUAAUGCAAAAUCAAAUGUUGAUAUCUCGUUUUGACAACACUGCUUAGAACAUUGUUCGUAUGCACCUAUAUAAUCUGAAUAUAUAACCAUAAUGACGCUAUCUUGUCAUCAGUCCAAAUUACGGAUAUAAUAACGCUGAUUUUUUACAGGUAGGCCACUAACUCUCAGGCGCAAUCACUUCUUUUUGUGUUCCUGUUUUUCAUUGUGAUCAAACGAGUUAGCGGGCACUAAAAAGACAAAAUGGCCGCUCAAGACCCUGAUCCUACUGAAUUUCUCUACGUCUCUGCGGAGAUGAAGAGAAAGGACGCUACGAAACCGUAUGAUGGCAAAAAAAUGACUUGGGUCCCCGAUGAGAAGGAGGGCUUUAUUCUUGGCACGAUUGACUCGAUGGAGGGUGACAAAGCCGUCGUCGACACCCCCGGAGGCAAAAAAACUUUUAAAAAGGACCAGCUUCAGCAAGUCAAUCCCCCUAAGUACGAGAAGUGCGAGGACAUGUCUAAUUUGACAUAUCUCAACGACGCGUCUGUACUUCACAAUCUGAGAGAACGCUACUACGCUAACUUAAUUUAUACGUACUCGGGUCUCUUCUGCGUCGCCAUCAACCCAUACAAGAGGUUCCCCAUCUAUACCCCUCGUGUAGUCAUGAUCUACAAGGGCAAGAGGAGGACUGAAGUGCCACCCCAUGUAUUCGCUAUUUCGGAUGGCGCUUACAUGCACAUGCUCACGGACAAUGAAGAUCAGUCUAUGCUUAUUACCGGUGAGUCCGGAGCCGGUAAGACCGAAAACACGAAGAAAGUAAUCUCGUACUUCGCCAACGUUGGCAAAAGUGAUAGGAAGGCAGAAGCUGACAGCAACAAGCCAUCGCUUGAAGACCAGAUUGUGCAGACUAAUCCUGUACUUGAAGCUUUUGGAAAUGCUAAGACCGUGCGUAAUGACAAUUCUUCACGAUUUGGAAAGUUUAUUCGCAUACAUUUCGGUCCCUCUGGAAAAUUGGCUGGAGCUGAUAUCGAAACCUACCUGCUUGAGAAAGCUCGUGUCAUUUCACAGCAGCCUCUUGAGCGUUCUUACCACAUCUUCUACCAGUUGAUGUCUGGCAAAAUCCCUGGACUGAAAAAGAAACUUCUCCUUUCAAACAACAUCCAUGAUUACUACUACGUGUCCCAGGGUAAAACGGAAAUCCCUAAUGUCGACGAUGGUGAGGAAAUGAGCCUGACCGAUGAAGCUUUCGAUAUUCUAGGCUUCACUCCUGAGGAGAAAGAGGGUGUGUACCGCAUCACUUCUGCUGUUAUGCAUUUUGGUACUAUGAAAUUCAAGCAAAGACCCCGCGAGGAGCAAGCUGAAGUUGACGGCACGGAAGAAGGCGAAAAUGUUGCUAAGCUACUUGGACUUGAUGCGGUAGAACUGGCCAAAAACUUGACAAAACCCAGGAUUAAGGUCGGUACCGAAAUGGUGACUAAGGGGCAGAAUCAGACUCAAGUUAUUUCUGCUAUCGGUGCUUUGUCUAAGGCGAUGUUCGAUCGCACAUUUAAAUUUCUGGUAAACAAAUGUAAUGAUACCCUUGACACCAAGCAGGCUCGUAAACACUUCAUCGGUGUACUUGAUAUUGCCGGUUUUGAGAUUUUCGACUACAACGGCUUCGAGCAGCUCUGCAUCAAUUUCACCAAUGAGAAACUGCAACAGUUCUUCAACCAUCACAUGUUCGUACUAGAGCAAGAAGAAUACAAAAGGGAAGGCAUCGACUGGGUAUUCAUCGACUUUGGCCUUGAUCUGCAGGCUUGCAUAGAACUGAUCGAAAAGCCCAUGGGUAUUAUGUCUAUCCUAGAAGAGGAGUCAAUGUUUCCUAAGGCUACCGACAAGACCUUUGAAGAUAAGCUAAACAGCACCCACCUUGGAAAGUCGGCUCCGUUCCAGAAGCCUAAGCCACCGAAAAGUAAGGAAAUUGGUCCUGCGCAUUUUGCUAUUGCCCACUAUGCCGGCACCGUAUCCUACUCUAUCACUGGCUGGCUUGAGAAGAAUAAGGAUCCUCUAAACGACUGCGUCGUCGAUCAGUUCAAAAAGGGCAAUCUGCCGUUGUUGCAAACUAUAUUUGAAGACCAUCCCGGACUUGGCGGCGACACAAAGGCUGAGGGUGGCGGCAAAGGUGGCCGCAAGAAAGGGUCUGGUUUCCAAACCGUGUCUGGACUGUAUCGAGAACAACUGAAUAAGCUGAUGCACACCCUACAUUCGACGCAUCCACACUUCGUACGUUGCAUUAUCCCCAACGAGUUUAAGCAACCUCGUGUCAUUGACGCCCACCUCGUUAUGCACCAACUGACUUGCAACGGUGUGCUUGAGGGAAUUCGUAUUUGUCGUAAAGGCUUUCCCAACAGGAUGGUAUAUCCUGAUUUCCGUCAACGUUAUACAAUUCUUGCCGCUGAGGAGGCCAAGAAACACUCCGAGGCGAAGGAUUCUUCAAUCGCUGUUAUCUCUAACAUUGGUCUUGACAAGGACGAGUACAGAUUCGGCAGCACCAAGGUCUUUUUCCGUGCCGGUGUCCUCGGUCGUCUCGAGGAAAUGCGCGACGAACGUUUAGCUAAGAUCAUGACGAUGAUUCAAUCAGCCUGCCGGUGGUACCUCUGCAAAAAACACUUCCAGAAGCUCAAGGAACAACGACUCGCACUGCGCGUCUUACAGAGAAACCUUCGUCAGUUCGCUCAAAUGCGCAAUUGGGCAUGGUGGAAACUUUUUGUCAGGGUUAAACCUUUGUUAAACAUGACUAAGGCUGAGGACGAGCUUAAAGCUUUGGAGGAGAAACUUAGAGCGGAACAAGAAAAAUUCUCCAAAGAAGAAAAACUGCGCAAGGAGCUCGAGUCCCAGAACCUUAAGCUUUUGCAAGAAAAAAACGAGCUAUUCUUGCAGCUUGAAUCGGAGCGCACAGGCGCCGGUGAUAUAGAACAGCGCCUUAACAAGACGCUAGCUCAAAAAAAUGAAGUCGAACGUCAGCUGCGCGAAAUGGAGGAACGCUUCCAUAAGGAAGAGGAUAAUGCUAAUAAACUAAAUCAAUCCAAGAGGAAACUUGAAAACGAGAUUUCCGCUCAUAAGAAGGAUAUCGAAGAUUUGCAGCUUUCUUUGCAAAAGGCCGAGCAGGACAAGCAAUCCAAGGACCAUCAGAUUCGUAAUUUAAAUGACGAAAUAGCACAUCAGGAAGAACUUGUUGCCAAGUUGAACAAGGAAAAGAAGGCCUUGCAAGAGCAAGGAGGUAAGACUAUGGAAGACCUGCAGGCCCAAGAAGACAAGGUUAAUCAUCUGAACAAGGUAAAAACGAAACUUGAGCAAACCCUUGAUGAGCUGGAGGAUUCCCUUGAGCGUGAGAAGAAGAUACGUGCUGAUCUUGACAAAGCAAAGAGGAAGGUUGAGGCCGACCUCAAGCUUGCUCAAGAAGCGGUCAUAGAUCUAGAAAAAAACAAGAAAGAGAUGGAGCAUGCUAUUCAGCGUAAAGAUAAGGAGCUCGCUGCUUUGGCAACUAAGCUCGAAGAGGAGCAAUUUCAGAUCAGCAAACUACAGAGGCAGAUCAAGGAACUACAGCAGCGUAUUGAGGAACUUCAGGAAGAACUUGAGGCCGAGCGUCAGGCCCGUUCCAAAGCCGAGAAGCAGCGUGCCGACCUCGCCCGAGAGCUUGAACAGCUCUCGGAGCGCUUGGAGGAAGCUGGUGGAGCAACAUCCGCUCAGAUCGAGCUUAACAAGCGCCGUGAGGCUGAACUCGGCAAACUUCGUCGAGAUCUCGAGGAAGCCAACAACCAACAUGAGCAAAUCGUAUCCGCCCUUCGUCAGAAGAGUAGCACGACUGUAGCAGAACUUAGCGACUCAAUCGACAACCUAAACAAAAGCAAGGCCAAGCUUGAAAAGGAUUGCGCCGGAUACAAGGCCCAGGCGUUAGAUUCUCAGUCCUCUCUGGACCAUGCACUGAAGCUUCAGGCCAAUGCCGAGCGCCAAGUUAAGAUGCUAGAAGUACAGCUGCAAGAUAUCCAGUUCAAGCUUGACGAAUCGAAUCGAACGGUAAAUGAUUUUGAUGCCGCAAAGAAAAAGUUGGCCCUGGAAAACUCCGAGCUACAGCGUCAGCUCGAGGAAGCCGAAAGUCAAAUCAGUCAGCUAUCUAAGCAGAAGGCGGCCCUUGCCAGCCAGGCGGAGGAAGCUAAACGCUCGGCUGACGAUGAGAAUAGGGAGCGUUGCGCAAUUCUCGGAAAGUACCGUAAUAUCGAGCAUGACCUUGACAACAUUCGCGAAACUCUGGAGGAGGAGCAGGAAGCCAAAGCUGAUCUGCAGCGACAACUGUCCAAAGCCAAUGCUGAAGCUCAACUUUGGAGGUCGAAAUACGAAUCUGAAGGUCUUGCUCGUUUGGAAGAACUGGAGGAAUCUAGGAAGAAGCUGCAAAUCAAAUUACAGAGCGCCGAGGAGCUGAUUGAAGGUCUUAACGCGAAGUGUUCUGGCCUCGAGAAGACGAAGAAUCAUCUGCAAGGAGAGAUCGACGAUAUGCAGGCCGAGGUUGAUCGCGCUCAGCAGUUAACUGCUCAGCUUGAAAAAAGGCAGAAAUCAUUCGACAAGGUCAUUGCCGAAUGGAAGGCAAAGACCGACGAUCUCGCCGCCGAGCUGGAUGCCUCUCAGAAGGAAUGUAGGAACUAUUCCACCGAAGUGUUCAAGCUUCGUGCUGUCUACGAUGAGUCCCAGGAACACUACGAGGCUGCUAAGCGAGAGAACAAGAACCUCCAAGACGAGCUCAAAGAUCUCCUUGACCAGCUUGGUGAGGGUGGUAGAUCUGUUCAUGAGCUCGAGAAGGCUCGCAAGAGGCUCGAGUUGGAGAAAGACGAGCUCCAACACGCCCUCGAAGAAGCUGAGGCUGCACUCGAGCAAGAAGAAAAUAAGGUGCUUCGCGCUCAAUUGGAGCUUAGUCAGGUACGUCAGGAGAUCGAGCGCCGCAUUCAAGAGAAGGAGGAGGAGUUCGAAAAUACUCGCAAGAACCACCAACGCGCCCUUGAUUCUAUGCAGGCUUCCCUUGAGGCUGAGGCCAAGGGUCGCGCUGAGGCUCUCCGGUUGAAGAAAAAACUCGAAUCCGAUAUAAACGAGCUUGAGAUCGCUCUUGACGGAGCCAACAAAGCCAAUGCUGAGGCUCAAAAGACCAUCAAGAGGUACCAGCAGACGAUUAAGGACAUGCAGAUACAAAUUGAAGAUGAGCAGAAGGCCCGUGAUGAGGCUCGUGACCAGUAUGCCAAUGCUGAACGUCGCGCCAACCAGCUUCAUGGCUCCAUUGAAGAGACUAAGCAGCUUCUGGAACAGUCUGAACGAGGGCGCCGAUCUACAGAAGGCGAUUUGAUUGAGCUUCGUGAGCAACACGCUGAACUGGCUGCCAACAACGCUUCGCUUGGCAUGGUCAAGAGGAAGCUUGAAGACGAGAUGGCCGCUCUUCAGGCCGAUCUUGACGAGGUGAUUAAUGAGUGCAAGGCGUCAGAGGAAAAGGCCAAGAAAGCCAUGGUUGACGCUGCUCGUCUAGCCGAUGAGCUCCGCGCCGAACAGGAGCACGCUUCUUCUCAGGAGAAGAUACGCAAGGCUCUCGAAAUUCAAAUGAAGGAUCUCCAGAUCCGUCUAGAUGAGGCUGAGGCUGCUGCUCUUAAGGGAGGCAGGAAGCUCAUUGAAAAGCUCGAGCACAAGUGCCGCCAGCUGGAGUCUGAGUUGGAAACUGAGCAACGCCGCCAUGGCGAUGCUGCCAAGAAUGCCAGGAAGGGAGAACGCAGAAUUAAGGAGCUGCAGUUCCAGGCCGAAGAAGACCGCAAAAACCACGAACGUAUGCAGGAGCUCGUCGAUAAGCUGCAGCAGAAGAUCAGCACUUAUAAGCGACAGAUCGAGGAGGCUGAGGAGAUCGCUGCUAUGAAUCUGGCCAAGUAUCGCAAAGCCCAGCAGGAACUUGAAGACGCUGAUGAACGUGCCAAUCUCGCCGAGCAGACCGUUGCCAAGCUCCGGGCCAAAAAUCGUUCCUCAGUCAGCAUGGCACGCGAGUGGCUAGUGAAUAAUAUAGCUUUGCUUACACGAAUCUUCUUUGGAUAUUCCAAAAGAACCCCAGAACUAGUGGUCAAAAUGGCAGCGCAAGACCCUGAUCCGAGUGAGUUCUUGUACGUCUCCGCAGAAAUGAAGCGGAAGGAUGCUACGAAGCCGUACGAUGGCAAGAAGAUGACUUGGGUACCCGAUGAGAAAGAGGGCUUUGUUCUCGGGAACAUCGAGUCCCUUGAGGGUGAUAAGGCCGUCGUCGAAACCCCCGGAGGCAAAAAGACAUUCAAAAAGGACCAGCUUCAACAGGUCAACCCUCCCAAGUACGAGAAGUGCGAAGACAUGUCCAAUAUGACUUAUCUCAACGACGCUUCCGUACUGCAUAACCUAAAGGAACGUUACUACGCCAACCUAAUUUACACUUACUCGGGUCUCUUCUGCGUCGCCAUCAACCCGUACAAAAGAUUUCCCAUCUAUACCCCUCGUGUAGUUAUGAUCUACAAGGGCAAAAGGAGGACUGAGGUGCCACCUCAUGUAUUCGCUAUUUCGGACGGUGCUUACAUGCACAUGCUCACGGACAACGAAGAUCAGUCUAUGCUUAUUACCGGUGAAUCCGGAGCCGGAAAGACUGAAAACACGAAAAAAGUAAUUUCGUACUUCGCCAACGUCGGUAAAAGUGACAGAAAGGCUGAUGCUGAUAAGAACAAGCCCUCACUUGAAGACCAGAUCGUGCAAACUAAUCCUGUUCUUGAGUCGUUCGGUAACGCUAAAACCACCCGUAACGAUAACUCUUCCCGAUUUGGUAAAUUCAUCCGUAUUCAUUUUGGCCCCACUGGCAAACUAGCCGGUUGUGAUAUUGAGACCUACCUGUUGGAGAAAGCUCGUGUGAUAUCUCAGCAGCCACUUGAGCGUUCUUAUCACAUCUUCUACCAAUUGAUGUCCGGUAAAAUUCCUGACAUGAAGAAGAAUCUCCUGCUUUCCGACAACAUAUAUGACUACCAUUAUGUAUCUCAGGGUAAGGUCGAGAUCCCCAACGUCGACGACGGUGAAGAAAUGGGUUACACCGAUGAGGCCUUCAACAUUCUAGGCUUCGACAAGGAUGAAAAAGAUGGUGUGUACAGGAUCACUGCUUCUGUCAUGCACUUCGGUACGAUGAAGUUUAAGCAGAGACCUCGUGAAGAGCAAGCUGAACCCGACGGCACUGAAGAGGGUGAAAAAGUCGCGAAGCUUCUGGGUACCGAUCCGACUGAGCUGUACAAGAACUUGACGAAACCCAGGAUUAAGGUCGGUACCGAAUUUGUGACCAAGGGUCAAAGUCAGGGCCAGGUUAUGUCUGCUAUCGGUGCCCUGUCUAAAGCCAUGUUCGAUCGUCUGUUCAUUCUCGUCAAGAAAUGUAACGAUACCCUUGACACCAAGCGCCGUAAACACUUCAUCGGUGUACUUGAUAUUGCCGGUUUUGAGAUCUUCGACUACAACGGCUUCGAGCAGCUCUGCAUCAAUUUCACCAAUGAGAAACUGCAGCAGUUCUUCAACCACCACAUGUUCGUGUUGGAACAGGAGGAGUACAAGAGGGAAGGCAUUGACUGGGUUUUCAUCGAUUUUGGUCUUGAUCUGCAGGCCUGCAUUGAGCUAAUUGAGAAGCCCCUGGGUAUUUUGUCCAUCCUAGAAGAAGAGUCUAUGUUCCCUAAGGCUACUGACAAGACGUUUGAGGACAAACUGAACAGCACCCAUCUUGGCAAGUCGGCUCCAUUCCAGAAGCCAAAACCACCGAAGAGCAAGGAUAUUGGCCCCGCCCACUUUGCUAUUGCCCACUAUGCCGGCACCGUUUCCUACUCUAUUACUGGCUGGCUCGAGAAGAACAAGGAUCCUCUUAACGACUGCGUCGUUGACCAGCUCAAGAAGAGUAACCUGAAGCUUCUGCAGACCAUCUUUGAAGAUCACCCUGGUCUUGGUGGAGAUGCUAAGGCUGAGGGCGGCGGCAAAGGUGGUGGUCGCAAGAAGGGUUCUGGCUUCCAGACAGUUUCUGGCCUGUAUAGGGAACAAUUAAAUAAGCUGAUGCACACCCUCCACUCGACACAUCCUCAUUUCGUGCGCUGUAUCAUCCCCAACGAGUUUAAGCAACCCCGUGUUAUCGAUGCCCAUCUUGUUAUGCACCAACUGACCUGUAACGGUGUGCUUGAGGGUAUUCGUAUCUGUCGUAAAGGUUUCCCCAAUAGGAUGGUGUACCCUGAUUUCCGUCAGCGUUACAACAUCUUGGCUCCCAAUGCGGUCCCUAAAGAUUUCGCCGGCGAGCUGAAGGAUGCUGGCAGUAUGCUGAUUUCUCAGACUGGUCUCGAUAAGGACGAGUAUCGUAUUGGACAUACUAAGGUGUUCUUCCGUGCCGGAGUUUUGGGUCGCCUUGAGGAAAUGCGUGACGAGCGUCUGGCUAAAAUAAUGACCAUGAUCCAAUCGGCCUGUCGUUGGUACCUUUGCAAGAAACAUUUCCAGAAGCUGAAGGAACAACGCCUGGCGCUCCGUGUUCUCCAGAGGAAUCUUCGCCAGUUCGCCCAAAUGCGCAAUUGGGCUUGGUGGAAACUCUUUGUUAAAGUUAAGCCUCUUCUUACUAUGACAAAGGCUGAGGACGAGCUUAAAGCUCUUGAAGAUAAGCUCAAGGAGGAGAUGGAGAAACUGGCUAAAGAGGAGAAGCUCCGCAAAGAACUCGAGGCCCAGAACGCCAAGUUGGUCCAGGAGAAGAACGAGCUUUUCCUCCAAUUGGAAGCCGAGCGUACCGGUGCGGGUGACAUUGAGCAGCGACUCAACAAGGUGAAUUCUCAGAAAACCGACCUGGAGCGCCAAGUUCGCGAGUUGGAGGAGAAGCUGCACCGUGAGGAGGAUAAUGUCAACAAGCUGAACCAAAACAAACGAAAGCUUGAGGGAGAAAUCAGUGCUCACAAGAAGGACAUUGAGGAUCUUCAAUUGUCUCUGCAGAAGGCCGAGCAGGAUAAACAAUCGAAGGACCACCAGAUCCGUAAUCUUAACGACGAGAUUGCUCAGAAGGAGGAACUCAUAGCCAAGCUAAACAAGGAGAAGAAGUCCCUGCAAGAGCAGGGAAGCAAGACUACCGAUGAUUUGCAAGCACAGGAGGACAAAGUGAACCAUCUUAACAAGGUGAAAGCUAAACUGGAGCAGACCCUUGAUGAGCUCGAGGAUUCUCUUGAGCGUGAGAAGAAAGCCCGUGCCGACCUCGACAAGGCCAAAAGGAAGGUUGAGGGAGACCUAAAACUCGCCCAGGAGGCCGUGGCCGACCUCGAGAAAAAUAAGAAGGAACUCGAACAGACCAUUCAGCGCAAGGAUAAGGAGCUUGCCGCUCUAGCCACCAAACUCGAGGACGAGCAAUCCCAAAUUGCCAAACUGCAGAAACAGAUAAAGGAGCUGCAACAGCGCGUCGAAGAGCUUCAGGAAGAGCUUGAAGCUGAGCGUCAGGCCCGUUCUAAGGCUGAAAAACAACGUUCAGACCUUGCCCGUGAGCUCGAACAGUUAUCAGAGCGCCUAGAAGAGGCUGGAGGCGCCACGUCUGCCCAAAUUGAGCUAAACAAGCGCCGCGAGGCUGAGCUUGGUAAGCUCCGCCGUGACCUCGAGGAGUCCAACUCGCAACAUGAGCAGAUCGUUUCGGCCCUCCGCCAAAAGAACAAUGCCACCGUGGUCGAGAUGACAGACACCAUCGACAAUCUCAACAAGCACAAGGCCAAGCUCGAGAAGGAAAGGUCCCAGUUCAAGUCAGAGGCCGAUGAUAUGAGACAGAACGUUGAGCACGUUCAGCGAGAGAAGGCCAAUGCUGAGCGUCAGGUGAAGAUGCUUGAGGUACAGCUGCAGGAUACUCAGUACAAGCUGGAUGAAUCGAAUCGUACCGUUAAUGAUUUUGAUGCUGCGAAGAAGAAAUUGGCCCUCGAAAAUUCCGAACUCCAGCGUCAGCUUGAGGAGGCUGAGAGUCAGAUCAGCCAGCUGUCCAAACAAAAGGCUUCGCUUGCCAGCCAAGCUGAGGAAGCCAAACGCUCUGCUGAUGAGGAGAACAGGGAGCGUGCUGCUAUCCUUGGCAAGUACCGUAAUAUUGAGCAUGACCUCGACAACCUGCGUGAGGCUCUAGAAGAGGAACAGGAAGCUAAGGCUGAUCUUCAGCGUCAACUUUCCAAGGCAAACGCUGAUGCUCAGCUCUGGAGGAGCAAGUAUGAAUCCGAGGGCCUUGCUCGCCUCGAGGAGCUUGAAGAGUCUAGGAAGAGGCUUCAGAUUAAGUUGCAGGGUGCCGAGGAGAUAAUCGAGGGCUUGAAUGCCAAGGUUUCUGGCCUUGAAAAAACGAGGAGUCAUCUGCAGGGAGAACUCGAUGAUAUGCAUGCUGAGGUCGACCGCGCCCAGCAGCUGGCCGUUCAGCUUGAAAAAAGGCAGAAAUCGUUCGAUAAGGUCAUAGCCGAAUGGAAGGCGAAGACCGAUGAUCUUGCUGCCGAGCUGGAUGCCUCUCAGAAGGAAUGCAGAAACUAUUCCACCGAAGUGUUUAAGCUUCGUGCUGCUUAUGAUGAGUCGCAGGAACGCUAUGAGGCUGUCAAGCGGGAGAACAAGAAUCUCCAGGAUGAACUCAAGGAUCUCCUCGACCAGCUUGGUGAGGGUGGCAGGUCCGUGCAUGAACUCGAGAAAGCUCGUAAGAGGCUCGAGCUAGAGAAGGACGAGCUCCAGCACGCCCUCGAAGAAGCUGAGGCUGCGCUUGAGCAAGAGGAAAACAAGGUGCUCCGCGCUCAGUUGGAGCUUAGCCAAGUACGUCAGGAGAUCGAGCGCCGCAUCCAGGAGAAGGAGGAAGAAUUCGAAAACACUCGCAAGAACCAUCAACGCGCCCUCGAUUCUAUGCAGGCUUCCCUUGAGGCUGAGGCUAGAGGUCGCGCUGAGGCUCUUCGGCUGAAGAAAAAACUGGAAUCCGACAUCAACGAGCUUGAGAUCGCUCUUGACGGAGCCAACAAAGCAAAUGCUGAGGCUCAGAAGACCAUCAAGCGAUACCAGCAGACGAUGAAGGACAUGCAGACACAAAUUGAAGAUGAGCAGAAGGCCCGUGACGAGGCUCGUGAUCAGUAUGCCAAUGCUGAACGCCGCGCCAACCAGUUGCACGGAUCCCUCGAGGAAGCUAAACAGCUUUUGGAGCAGUCUGAGCGUGCACGUCGCUCAGUUGAGGGUGAGAACAUGGAGCUGCGCGAAGCUAACAACGAAAUGGCCGCUAACAACGCUUCUCUUGGAAUGGCCAAAAGGAAACUUGAGGGUGAGAUGGCUGCUCUGCAGGCCGAUCUGGAUGAGAUGAUUAACGAGUGCAAGGCGUCCGAAGAGAAAGCCAAAAAGGCCAUGGUUGAUGCCGCUCGUCUCGCCGAUGAGCUCCGCGCCGAACAGGAACAUGCUUCUUCUCAGGAAAAGAUGCGCAAGGCUCUUGAGAUUCAAAUGAAGGAUCUUCAGGUCCGUCUAGAUGAGGCCGAGGCUGCUGCCCUUAAAGGAGGCAAGAAGCUCAUUGAAAAACUCGAGCACAAGUGUCGCCAGCUGGAGUCUGAUUUGGAAACUGAGCAACGCCGCCAUGGCGAUGCUGCUAAGAAUGCCAGGAAAGGAGAGCGUAGAAUUAAGGAGCUGCAGUUCCAGGCCGAAGAAGACCGCAAAAACCAUGAGCGUAUGCAGGAGCUUGUCGAUAAGCUCCAGCAGAAAAUCAGCACUUACAAACGGCAGAUCGAGGAGGCUGAAGAGAUUGCUGCUAUGAACCUGGCCAAGUACCGCAAAGCCCAGCAAGAGCUUGAGGAUGCUGAUGAGCGCGCCAAUCUUGCCGAACAGACCGUUGCCAAGCUCCGGGCCAAAAACCGUUCCUCAGUCAGCAUGGCCCGCGAGAAAGGAACCCCAGAACUAGUGGUCAAAAUGGCAGCGCAAGACCCUGAUCCGAGUGAGUUCUUGUACGUCUCCGCAGAAAUGAAGCGGAAGGAUGCUACGAAGCCGUACGAUGGCAAGAAGAUGACUUGGGUACCCGAUGAGAAAGAGGGCUUUGUUCUCGGGAACAUCGAGUCCCUUGAGGGUGAUAAGGCCGUCGUCGAAACCCCCGGAGGCAAAAAGACAUUCAAAAAGGACCAGCUUCAACAGGUCAACCCUCCCAAGUACGAGAAGUGCGAAGACAUGUCCAAUAUGACUUACCUCAACGAUGCUUCUGUACUGCAUAACCUAAAGGAACGUUACUACGCCAACCUAAUUUACACUUACUCGGGUCUCUUCUGCGUCGCCAUCAACCCGUACAAAAGAUUCCCCAUCUAUACCCCUCGUGUAGUUAUGAUCUACAAGGGCAAAAGGAGGACUGAGGUGCCACCUCAUGUAUUCGCUAUUUCGGACGGUGCUUACAUGCACAUGCUCACGGACAACGAAGAUCAGUCUAUGCUUAUUACCGGUGAAUCCGGAGCCGGAAAGACUGAAAACACGAAAAAAGUAAUUUCGUACUUCGCCAACGUCGGUAAAAGUGACAGAAAGGCUGAUGCUGAUAAGAACAAGCCCUCACUUGAAGACCAGAUCGUGCAAACUAAUCCUGUUCUUGAGUCGUUCGGUAACGCUAAAACCACCCGUAACGAUAACUCUUCCCGAUUUGGUAAAUUCAUCCGUAUUCAUUUUGGCCCCACUGGCAAACUAGCCGGUUGUGAUAUUGAGACCUACCUGUUGGAGAAAGCUCGUGUGAUAUCUCAGCAGCCACUUGAGCGUUCUUAUCACAUCUUCUACCAAUUGAUGUCCGGUAAAAUUCCUGACAUGAAGAAGAAUCUCCUGCUUUCCGACAACAUAUACGACUACCAUUAUGUAUCUCAGGGUAAGGUCGAGAUCCCCAACGUCGACGACGGUGAAGAAAUGGGUUACACCGAUGAGGCCUUCAACAUUCUAGGCUUCGACAAGGAUGAAAAAGAUGGUGUGUACAGGAUCACUGCUUCUGUCAUGCACUUCGGUACGAUGAAGUUUAAGCAGAGACCUCGUGAAGAGCAAGCUGAACCCGACGGCACUGAAGAGGGUGAAAAAGUCGCGAAGCUUCUGGGUACCGAUCCGACUGAGCUGUACAAGAACUUGACGAAACCCAGGAUUAAGGUCGGUACCGAAUUUGUGACCAAGGGUCAAAGUCAGGGCCAGGUUAUGUCUGCUAUCGGUGCCCUGUCUAAAGCCAUGUUCGAUCGUCUGUUCAAGUUUCUCGUCAAGAAAUGUAACGAUACCCUUGACACCAAGCAGGCUCGUAAACACUUCAUCGGUGUACUUGAUAUUGCCGGUUUUGAGAUCUUCGACUACAACGGCUUCGAGCAGCUCUGCAUCAAUUUCACCAAUGAGAAACUGCAGCAGUUCUUCAACCACCACAUGUUCGUGUUGGAACAGGAGGAGUACAAGAGGGAAGGCAUUGACUGGGUUUUCAUCGAUUUUGGUCUUGAUCUGCAGGCCUGCAUUGAGCUAAUUGAGAAGCCCCUGGGUAUUUUGUCCAUCCUAGAAGAAGAGUCUAUGUUCCCUAAGGCUACUGACAAGACGUUUGAGGACAAACUGAACAGCACCCAUCUUGGCAAGUCGGCUCCAUUCCAGAAGCCAAAACCACCGAAGAGCAAGGAUAUUGGCCCCGCCCACUUUGCUAUUGCCCACUAUGCCGGCACCGUUUCCUACUCUAUUACUGGCUGGCUCGAGAAGAACAAGGAUCCUCUUAACGACUGCGUCGUUGACCAGCUCAAGAAGAGUAACCUGAAGCUUCUGCAGACCAUCUUUGAAGAUCACCCUGGUCUUGGUGGAGAUGCUAAGGCUGAGGGCGGCGGCAAAGGUGGUGGUCGCAAGAAGGGUUCUGGUUUCCAGACAGUUUCUGGCCUAUAUAGGGAACAAUUAAAUAAGCUGAUGCACACCCUCCACUCGACACAUCCUCAUUUCGUGCGCUGUAUCAUCCCUAACGAGUUUAAGCAACCCCGUGUUAUCGAUGCCCAUCUUGUUAUGCACCAGCUGACCUGUAACGGUGUGCUUGAGGGUAUUCGUAUCUGUCGUAAAGGUUUCCCCAAUAGGAUGGUGUACCCUGAUUUCCGUCAGCGUUACAACAUCUUGGCUCCCAAUGCGGUCCCUAAAGAUUUCGCCGGCGAGCUGAAGGAUGCUGGCAGUAUGCUGAUUUCUCAGACUGGUCUCGAUAAGGACGAGUAUCGUAUUGGACAUACUAAGGUGUUCUUCCGUGCCGGAGUUUUGGGUCGCCUUGAGGAAAUGCGUGACGAGCGUCUGGCUAAAAUAAUGACCAUGAUCCAAUCGGCCUGUCGUUGGUACCUUUGCAAGAAACAUUUCCAGAAGCUGAAGGAACAACGCCUGGCGCUCCGUGUUCUCCAGAGGAAUCUUCGCCAGUUCGCCCAAAUGCGCAAUUGGGCUUGGUGGAAACUCUUUGUUAAGGUUAAGCCUCUUCUUACUAUGACAAAGGCUGAGGACGAGCUUAAAGCUCUUGAAGAUAAGCUCAAGGAGGAGAUGGAGAAACUGGCUAAAGAGGAGAAGCUCCGCAAAGAACUCGAGGCCCAGAACGCCAAGUUGGUCCAGGAGAAGAACGAGCUUUUCCUCCAAUUGGAAUCCGAGCGUACCGGUGCGGGUGACAUUGAGCAGCGACUCAACAAGGUGAAUUCUCAGAAAACCGACCUUGAACGCCAAGUUCGCGAAUUGGAGGAGAAGCUGCACCGUGAGGAGGAUAAUGUCAACAAGCUGAACCAAAACAAACGAAAGCUUGAAGGAGAAAUCAGUGCUCACAAGAAGGACAUUGAGGAUCUUCAAUUGUCUCUGCAGAAGGCCGAGCAGGAUAAACAAUCGAAGGACCACCAAAUCCGUAAUCUUAACGACGAGAUUACUCAGAAGGAGGAACUCAUAGCCAAGCUAAACAAGGAGAAGAAGUCCCUUCAAGAGCAGGGAAGUAAAACUACCGAUGACUUGCAAGCUCAGGAGGACAAAGUGAACCAUCUUAACAAGGUGAAAGCUAAACUGGAGCAGACCCUUGAUGAGCUCGAGGAUUCUCUUGAGCGUGAGAAGAAAGCCCGUGCCGACCUCGACAAGGCCAAAAGGAAGGUUGAGGGAGAUCUAAAACUCGCCCAGGAGGCCGUGGCCGACCUCGAGAAAAAUAAGAAGGAACUCGAACAGACCAUUCAGCGCAAAGAUAAGGAGCUUGCCGCCCUAGCCACCAAACUCGAGGACGAGCAAUCCCAAAUUGCCAAACUGCAAAAACAGAUAAAGGAGCUGCAACAGCGUGUCGAAGAGCUUCAGGAAGAGCUUGAAGCUGAACGUCAGGCCCGUUCUAAGGCUGAAAAACAACGUUCUGACCUUGCCCGUGAGCUCGAACAGUUAUCAGAGCGCCUAGAAGAGGCUGGAGGCGCCACGUCUGCCCAAAUUGAGCUAAACAAGCGCCGCGAGGCUGAACUUGGUAAGCUCCGCCGUGACCUCGAGGAGUCCAACUCGCAACAUGAGCAGAUCGUUUCGGCCCUCCGCCAAAAAAACAAUGCCACUGUGGUCGAGAUGACAGACACCAUCGACAAUCUCAACAAGCACAAGGCCAAGCUCGAGAAGGAAAGGUCCCAGUUCAAGUCAGAGGCCGAUGAUAUGAGACAGAACGUUGAACACGUUCAGCGAGAGAAGGCCAAUGCUGAGCGUCAGGUAAAGAUGCUUGAGGUACAGCUACAGGAUACUCAGUACAAGCUGGAUGAAUCGAAUCGUACCGUCAAUGAUUUUGAUGCCGCCAAGAAGAAAUUGGCCCUCGAGAAUUCCGAACUCCAGCGUCAGCUUGAGGAGGCUGAGAGUCAGAUCAGCCAGCUGUCCAAACAAAAGGCAUCGCUUGCCAGCCAAGCUGAGGAAGCCAAACGCUCUGCUGAUGAGGAGAACAGGGAGCGUGCCGCUAUCCUUGGCAAGUACCGUAACAUUGAGCAUGACCUCGACAACCUGCGUGAGGCUCUAGAAGAGGAACAGGAAGCUAAGGCUGAUCUUCAGCGUCAACUUUCCAAGGCAAACGCUGAUGCUCAGCUCUGGAGGAGCAAGUAUGAGUCCGAGGGCCUUGCUCGCCUCGAGGAGCUAGAAGAAUCUAGAAAGAGGCUUCAGAUUAAGUUGCAGGGCGCCGAAGAGAUAAUCGAGGGCUUGAACGCCAAAGUUUUUGGUCUCGAAAAAACGAGGAGCCAUCUGCAAGGAGAACUCGACGACAUGCAUGCUGAGGUCGACCGCGCCCAGCAGCUGGCUGUUCAGCUUGAAAAAAGGCAGAAAUCGUUCGACAAGGUUAUAGCCGAAUGGAAGGCGAAGACCGAUGAUCUUGCUGCCGAGCUGGAUGCCUCUCAGAAGGAGUGCAGAAACUACUCCACCGAAGUGUUUAAGCUCCGUGCUGCUUAUGAUGAGUCACAGGAGCACUAUGAGGCUGUCAAGCGGGAGAACAAGAAUCUCCAGGAUGAACUCAAGGAUCUCCUCGACCAGCUUGGUGAGGGUGGCAGGUCCGUGCACGAACUCGAGAAAGCUCGUAAGAGGCUCGAGCUAGAGAAAGACGAGCUCCAGCACGCCCUCGAAGAAGCUGAGGCUGCGCUUGAGCAAGAGGAAAACAAGGUGCUCCGCGCUCAGUUGGAGCUUAGCCAGGUACGUCAGGAGAUCGAGCGCCGCAUCCAGGAGAAGGAGGAAGAAUUCGAAAAUACUCGCAAGAAUCACCAACGCGCCCUCGAUUCUAUGCAGGCUUCCCUUGAGGCUGAGGCUAGGGGUCGCGCUGAGGCUCUUCGGCUGAAAAAAAAACUGGAAUCCGACAUCAACGAGCUUGAGAUCGCUCUUGACGGAGCCAACAAAGCAAAUGCUGAGGCUCAGAAGACCAUCAAGCGAUACCAGCAGACGAUGAAGGACAUGCAGACACAAAUUGAAGAUGAGCAGAAAGCCCGUGACGAGGCUCGUGACCAGUAUGCCAAUGCUGAACGCCGCGCCAACCAGUUGCAUGGAUCUCUCGAGGAAGCUAAACAGCUUUUGGAGCAGUCUGAGCGUGCACGUCGCUCAGUUGAGGGUGAGAACAUGGAGCUGCGCGAAGCUAACAACGAAAUGGCUGCUAACAACGCUUCUCUUGGAAUGGCCAAAAGAAAACUUGAGGGUGAGAUGGCUGCUCUGCAGGCCGAUCUGGAUGAGAUGAUUAACGAGUGCAAGGCGUGUGAAGAGAAGGCCAAAAAGGCCAUGGUUGAUGCCGCUCGUCUAGCCGAUGAGCUUCGCGCCGAACAGGAGCACGCUUCUUCUCAGGAAAAGAUGCGCAAGACUCUUGAGAUUCAAACGAAGGACCUCCAGGUCCGUCUAGAUGAGGCCGAGGCUGCUGCCCUUAAAGGAGGCAAGAAGCUCAUUGAAAAACUCGAGCACAAGUGCCGUCAGCUGGAGUCUGAUUUGGAAACUGAGCAGCGCCGCCAUGGCGAUGCUGCCAAGAAUGCCAGGAAAGGAGAGCGUAGAAUUAAGGAGAUGCAGUUCCAGGCCGAAGAAGACCGCAAAAACCACGAACGUAUGCAGGAGCUUGUCGAUAAGCUCCAGCAGAAAAUCAGCACUUACAAGCGGCAGAUCGAAGAGGCCGAAGAGAUUGCUGCUAUGAACUUGACCAAGUACCGCAAAGCCCAGCAAGAGCUUGAGGAUGCUGAUGAGCGCGCCAAUCUUGCCGAGCAGACCAUUGCCAAGCUCCGGGCCAAAAACCGUUCCUCAGUCAGUAUGGCCCGCGAGUAGAAUAGCCAUCGACAACGCUUAAUAGACUGGCACUUCUCGCAACAUUUGUCCGCUCAACCCAUUCCUCAUUACUACUCAUAAUAAUUGUUAGAUCAUCUCAUCCUCGAUGCACCCGAAACUUUCCGCUGUUCGUGCAUUAAUGCAAUAUGGCUUGGUGAUUUUCACAGCAGAUAUUGCGGGUACGUUCCGUAUGCCUGUUACUGGGUGACAGUGAUGAUGCCACGAGCUUGCCGACAACAACCAAAGAAACGUAACGCGCUGCUUUAUCUCGCCGACAUCGACUACAUAUUGGCAACCCGCUACCACAAGCUGAAAAACUUGUCAGUCGGCUAUAAACCAUAGACACACUCAUGACAAACUCUUCCGUUACAACUGUCCUGCGUUAUCGAAGGCUUAAUAUACGAAGAGCCAGUAAGCCCACAUUACGAUUAGCCUCAAAUAAAUGCGUCACCAUUGGCCUACACACGAUAUUGUUUUUAAUAAAACAACUCUUAAUAUUAACUGU
Messenger RNA from Varroa destructor (honeybee mite), 18604 nucleotides. RefSeq names its product myosin heavy chain, muscle-like. Gene Ontology annotation, cellular component: myosin filament; cytoplasm; myosin II complex. Gene Ontology annotation, biological process: muscle contraction; sarcomere organization. Gene Ontology annotation, molecular function: actin filament binding; ATP binding; microfilament motor activity. Lineage: Eukaryota; Metazoa; Arthropoda; Arachnida; Mesostigmata; Varroidae. The record is from RefSeq and is a predicted model, not a curated record.